This is a messenger RNA of Ruditapes philippinarum (Manila clam), 2996 nucleotides long. RefSeq names its product stabilizer of axonemal microtubules 3-like. Bases 147 to 1154 code for a protein of 335 amino acids. Lineage: Eukaryota; Metazoa; Mollusca; Bivalvia; Venerida; Veneridae. The transcript has 6 exons. The record is from RefSeq and is a predicted model, not a curated record.
AUUCCGUGUUUGUUUACAUGGAUACGUCAACGACUACCAUGAGAAUGUAGUUAACUUGGGUUUAUUUACAUUUAAAUAACAAGUAGUCUUUUAUAAACUCAUACAAACCAACUUAAAUUAAAUAGAUUAGUACUAAAACUGUCAAAAUGUCGGAUUUUAAAGAAGUUAAAUAUCAACCAAGACAAGACUGGAAUCAAACAUCAACCGGGGUUGGUCAUCAUUACAGGCCUGGAUAUUAUUUCCCAAGUUCACAUUUCCAUCCAUCUAUAGGAGAGCCAGUUCCUCCCCCACUAGCCCAUCAAGAUCAAGUCACGAGAGAUCAACACUUUGAAACAACGACAGGGAAAGCUCAUGACAGAAAAUACCCUGCAACAUUAUACUCAAAUCCUGUUCAUCAAAAGGCACCUGGUCAUUGGAAAGUUGAUUAUGUUAAAGACUUAGCAGAAAAGUUGUCAAAGGGAGGAUGGAGGCGACCACUUACAAUGGGAAAUCAGACAUCAGAAACUCGUGAAAAAUUCUGUAGCGAACCUGGUGUAAGACAAAAGUAUCAUUUUGAUGACACUGCUGGACUUGGUUUACCUCAAAACUUUAAUCUUCAUGAUCACCAUGUAGAAGGUCCAAGCAAGCUUGGCCAGGCAACAACACAAAACCCCAAAUUACAAGGAAAACAAUUCUAUGUGCGUGACCGAGGAGUCCUGAACUUACUAGAUCCCUACCUUACCACGACACACAAGGAUCACAGAGCUUUCAAACCAGAUGAGUUGAAGAAAUACCCAAAGAAAGAUGCAGCUACAUACUGGCAGUGUGAAGACUAUCCCAAGGCCUGGGGUCAUGGGCUCAAAGCAAACCCAUUGCCUAAAACUUCAGUACCUAGAGAGCAGCUACCUAUGAGAGAUACUACAUUUUUCACCACAAAAACUAAAGUUCCAAGACCACCAAAGGCAAUGGUUCCUGUCCCCCACUCUGGUCUCAAAUCCGAGCAUGCUGACCGAUAUACACGACCUAAUGAUGUCAGAUUUAAGGAGGCUAUUUAUUGUCCAGUUGACCCUCCAUUUACUUUGCCUGUACCCGGAACAAAAUCUGCUAUGACAGCCCCUAAAAUGUACAACACCGAAUACCAGCACGUAGGAUCGGAAAAACCUAUUAUGGUGUAAAUUCUAAAUUUAGAGUACCAAAGAAACAAGACUUUUAUAAAAAAAAUACCAUUUUUAAUUUUCAUAAAGCUUAAAAUUGUCAGAAUAAAAGUAUUAAAAGUUUAAAAAUGAAAACAGGAAAAUAUUUCUAAAGGUUUUAUCUUGUUUAUGUAUUUAUAUUUUAUACAUAACUUUAUCUUUCUAUUGGAUUUAUUAAGUAUAUGAAAUAUUAUUGUUUCAAUCAAAUUUUAGAUAAUCAUUUAGUUUUGUGGUUUUAUACAUAUAUUUAUACAGUUCAGUAAGUUUACACUUUUUACUUUCCUUUGACUAUGAAUUAUUUACUUUGUAUUCAGAGUUAAAUAGUGCAAUGAUGGAAAUGGUUAUGAAAAAAAAAACAACAUAUGCAUCAAUUUAUUGCAUAUUUUUUAUGCUACAACAUAUACAUUUAUUUAACAACCGUUUUAUUCCAUGAAAAAUGUUGGAAUUGAAUAUUUUUACUAUCAUUUUAGAGGUUAAGGAUUUGUAUUGUUAAAGAUGGGGGAAAAAAAGACUUUUAAUUACACACGUGCAUAUCUGUUCUAUUUUUAUCAUAUUUGUCAUGUCAUUUGCUGAGGUCAUAGGUCAUAUUUUAAAUAUUUUAACAUGCAUGCAAUUGACCUUAUUACACAUGUUGUAAGAUAAUGUGGUUGAAUGGGACGAGUUGUCUGUGAUAUUUUGUAGAUAAAAAAUACUUUCAUCAUUGUAGCUGUUAAUGUAAAUGUUAAAUUGAAUAAUUUGUGUGAACGCUUAAAGCACCAAGUGGUCUUUUUAUAACUUAAUGUGAAUGCUUUAGUUACUGAUUGGUUUGGCUGGUUUUGUUUUCUUACCAGCAUAAGUUUAAAGGGCUUACAGUCUGUUAUCAGUAAAAUAUUUGUAAGUAAUCUUAUAACUUAACAUUGAAAUAAUAAUUUUUGUAAAUUUCCUAUAAAUACAGCAGUAAAUGUGAGAAAUCAUAGCUAAAUCUCUGGUAUUAAAAAUGCAGUUGAGUACAUUAUUGUGUAUUUGGGUAAAGAACCAAACAGUUUCCUGUCUUACCAAAUAUUUUUUGUGCAUAUAUUUGUGAAUUUUUCGCUAGAUAUGACCAUAAAAUAUAAAAACAACAUACAUGUCAUGAUGUGUACAGUUUUGUUGUUGUUUUUUAGUAUGUUUCACCAACUAUAUAGUUUAACAGCCUUGAAAGCAAUGGACGUUUUUUUAUGUCAAGAAAAUAACUAGACUGUGCCAAAGUUUAGUUUUAGUUUCUUGGUAUGAUUAUGUGAAUAUUUUUAUUUUAAAAAUGUCAUUAUAAUUGCAUGAUCACAUACAACACAAAAUUUUCUUUUUUGUCAAGUGUAUUUUAAAAUAUGCAAAUAAUUAAAAAUAGUAUUAGAAAAUUAUAACUAUUGGAAGACAAUAUAUUUAAUAUACAAAUAAAAUUUGGCAGACAACCAAUGGAAAAGAAAACAAGAUAGCAACCACUUCUGGUCAGUUGAUAUUUGUUAACGUUAGCAGCUGUCCAAUAUCAUUUUUACAGCUGUCCGAUAACAUUUUUUCACAAGUGUCCGAUAUCACUUUUGCAAGUGACCAAUAACAAACAAGUAUUUUGAGGAUUUUUUCUGUCCAUUUCAGCAUUUUUAGCAUAGUAUUACAGUAACCCACAGUAUGAGUAUUAUUUCCCACAGUAUGAGUAUUUUUUGUAUCUAGAUGUACAAGCCGAUGUAUUAAGACAAUAUAUUUACAUCAGUAUUUUUUUUAGCUUCCUUCUCUUUUCUUUUACAUGCAUUUCAUUAUUUUCAUCAUGUGUUUUGUUAAUGAUGUGAAUAUAAUGAAUAAAAAUUUCAAAUA